CGUCACCUUUGUCCCCAGUUAGAAGUCUCUGCGGACUCACCUGAACUCAGACUCCCCAGACAUGGAGGAUGCUGCUCACGGGGUCCCCAACCCUCCUCCUGCUGCUCUGGGGGGCCCUGACCCUGACCCAGACCUGGGCGGGCUCCCACUCCCUGAGAUAUUUCUCCACCGCCGUGUCCCGGCCCGGCCGCGGGGAGCCCCGGUACCUGGAGGUCGGCUACGUGGACGACACGCAGCUCGAGCGGUUCGACAGCGACUCCGAGAGUCAGAGGGCGGAGCCGCGGGCGCCUUGGGUCGAGCUGGUGGAUCCGGGCUCUUGGCACGGGAGCAGGCGGGACAUCUGGAGAGACAUAUAUACUUCCCGAAGGAACCUGCGCUACCUGCGCGACUACUACAACCAGAGCCGGGACGGGUCUCACACGAUCCAGGGGAUGUGGGGCUGUGACAUGGGACCGGACGGCCGCCUCCUCCGCGGGUAUCACCAGUCCGCCUACGAUGGCACCGACUACAUCGCCCUGAACGAGGACCUGCGCUCCUGGACCGCAGCCGACACAGCUGCGCAGAUCACCCGGCGCAAGUGGGAGGCAGAAGGUGUGGCUGAGCGAGUCAGGAACCAAAUGGAGGACCUUUGUAUAGAGUGGCUGCGCAGACACCUGGAGAAAGGGAAGGAGGUGCUGCAGCGCGCAGACCCUCCAAAGACACACGUGACCCACCACCCCAUCUCUGACCGUGAGGUCACCCUGAGGUGCUGGGCCCUGGGCUUCUACCCUGCGGACAUCAGCCUGAGCUGGCAGCGUGAUGGGGAGGAGCAGACCCAGGACAUGGAGCUGGUGGAGACCAGGCCUGCGGGGGAUGGGACCUUCCAGAAGUGGGUGGCCCUGGUGGUGCCCCCUGGAGAGGAGCAGAGAUACACAUGCCAUGUGCAGCAUGAGGGGCUGCCCGAGCCCCUUACCCUGAGAUGGGAGCCGCCUCCUUGGGUCACCAUCCCCACUGUGGGCCUGGUUGUGGGCCUGGUCAUCCUUGGAGCUGUGGUCACUGGAGCUGUGAUGUGGAGGAGGAAGCACUCAGGUGGACAAGGAGGGAGCUAUGCCCAGGCUGCCAGCAGCGAUGGUGCCCAGGGCUGUGAUGUAUCUCUCACGGCUUCUAAUGCCACUGAACUGAGUUUGUUCAUGAUCAUUUUCUUCCACAGGGUGAGGCACGUGCCUUGUGGGGAACUGAGUGAUGGGAGAUUUGUUCACGCUCCCACUUUGUGAUUCAGGAAACUCUGAUUUCUUUCUGCAAACGGCAUCUGAAUGUGUGUGUUCCUAUCAGCGUAAUGUGAGGAGGUGGGAGGCUGUCCCACCCCUGCCCACCACACCCCCUCCCCAGCCUUUCCUGUCCAGGUGAGGUGGGGCUGGGUCCUCCCCAUUCCUGUUUUUACUUCCUGGUGCGCUCAGCUGCAGCUUCUUACUACCUGAUUGAAAUAAGAGUCUGGAUAUACACUCUUCUUCACUUCUUGCCAUGAAGGGGUGAUGAGUUCCUUAAAGGAGAACAGCCCAGCUGGUGUGCCUCAGUGGUUGAGUCUCCACCCAGGAACCAGGAAGUCAUGGCUGGAUUUCCUUUCAGAGCAUAUGCCCAGAUUUCAGCUCAGUUCCCACCAGGGUCAUACAAGUGACAGCCAAUGGAUGAUUCUCUCUCAUCAUUGAUGUUUCAAUCUGCCUCUCCCUCCUCUUUCCUCUCUCAGAAAAUCAAUAAAAACAUAUUUUUAAAAAGAA
Molecule: messenger RNA, 1754 nt
Organism: Myotis myotis
Lineage: Eukaryota; Metazoa; Chordata; Mammalia; Chiroptera; Vespertilionidae
Product: patr class I histocompatibility antigen, A-126 alpha chain-like
Exons: 8
Coding region: 69-1253 (394 amino acids)
Biological process (GO): antigen processing and presentation of endogenous peptide antigen via MHC class I via ER pathway, TAP-independent; positive regulation of T cell mediated cytotoxicity; antigen processing and presentation of endogenous peptide antigen via MHC class Ib
Cellular component (GO): external side of plasma membrane
Molecular function (GO): signaling receptor binding; peptide antigen binding
Source: RefSeq, a predicted model, not a curated record